Molecule: messenger RNA, 5016 nt
Organism: Lonchura striata (white-rumped munia)
Lineage: Eukaryota; Metazoa; Chordata; Aves; Passeriformes; Estrildidae
Source: RefSeq, a predicted model, not a curated record
GCCGUCACCGAGGCUCCCGGCUCGCUCGGCUCGUCGCCGCGGCAGCCCCAGCCCCGCUCCCACCCCCUCGCCUGCCUCCACCCUCCUUCCCUUUCUCUCGCUCACUCGGCGAGAGCGCCGUGCCUCCUUUCCCAGAUGGCAGCCGGCAGCGCCAUGCAGCCUCCCGUUCCUCCUCCUCCUCUCCCUCCUCUCCGGCUCUAAGUUAAUGCCAUGCUGCCACUGCUCUUCCCGGCACUGCUGGCCGCCUGCCUGCCGCCCUGCCAGGGCUGGAGCCCCUCGGCGGCUGCCAGCGGGCAGGAGGAGCAGGAGCAGGAGCUCUUCUUGCCCCCUGCCAACUCCUCCUCCCGCUCCUUGGCGAGCCUCGAGAUGGACCUCGACGGGGCAGCGAGCAAGGAGGAAGGUAGCACCGAUAGCCCGGGCACGCCGGCUGCCCCUAGCCAAGAGCCUUUCUCUUCCGCUCCCACCACCUCCGGGCAGGAGCAGCCGGGGCAGGAGCAGCCGGGGCAGGAGCAGCCGGGGCAGGAGCAGCAGCAGCGUCCCCAGCCGCAGGGGCAGCCGCAGCCCGCCGAGGACCCGCACUGCAACAUCAGCGUGCAGCGGCAGAUGCUGAGCUCGCUGCUGGUGCGCUGGAGCCGCCCGCUGGGCAUCCAGUGCGACCUCCUGCUCUUCUCCACCAACAGCCACGGACGAGCCUUCUUCUCCGCCGCCUUCCACCGCGUGGGGCCGCCGCUGCUCAUCGAGCACCUGGGGCUGGCGGCCGGCGGCGCCCAGCAGGACUUGCGCCUGUGCGUGGGCUGCAGCUGGGUGCGGAGCAGGCGGGUCGGGCGGCUGCGGGGCGCCGCGCCCCAGCCCCAGCCCCCCGCGGCCGCCGCCGCCUCUUCCUCCUCCUCCUCCUCCUCCUCCUCGCUUUCCUACCCGCCGGCGGCCGAGCCCGGCCAGUACUGGCUGCAAGGGGAGCCGCUGAAUUUCUGCUGCCUGGAUUUCAGCUUGGAGGAGCUGAAGGGCGAGCCGGGCUGGCGGAUGAACCGCAAGCCCAUCGAAUCCACCUUGGUGGCGUGUUUCAUGACUCUGGUCAUCAUCGUGUGGAGCGUGGCCGCCCUCAUCUGGCCCGUGCCCAUCAUCGCCGGAUUCCUGCCGAACGGCAUGGAGCAGCGCCGCGGCACCGCCGCCGGCACCGCCGCCGCCGCCGCCGCCAAGUAGCCUCUCCCGGGGACCCCCCUUCUCUUCGUCUUGUGCUGUGGAGGGACGCGGGACGGACUCUGUCGCAUUUUUCUCGUUUGCAGCGUGCCACAGGUGCGCGGCGGGACGUGUGGCCGCCUCACCGCCCGGCCCGGCCCCGAGGGCAGCGGCCGCGAGGGGACCAAAUCAUAUGUGCGCGUUUUAUAUCUUUAAUACCUGUUUUAAACGAACCUUUUAGUAAAAAAACCCAACCCAACCCAACCACCAAACAAUCCCUCCCCCUCCAGGAAAAAAAAAAAAAAAAAAAAAAAAAAAAAAAAAAAAAAAAAAAAAAAGGGCAAGAAAGGCUCCCUAACAAUUCAGUGGAGGAAAUCAAAGACCCUCCUAUUCGGCUGCAUUUGUUGUCAGAGUAGCGUUUUUGUAUAGGAUAUGGUUUGAACGGGUUUUUCCUUUAUGGACAGAAAGGAAUCUCUCUCUUUGACAGAAUGGGGAACUGAUGGGGUAUAUAUAUUGUUACUGCUGAAGCUGAACUUUAAUGGACCUUUCACACUUUAUUUCCUGGUUGAGAUAGUGUGUAUUUAUUAUUGUAGCUCCGCGUUAUUUGGCUUUUAAUACAGAAGUUUUCUUUCUGGAGCCACUAUAGCCUUUUGUUGGUCUGUUUCCUCCAGGGUGGAACAGAGGGUUUGGCUGGCCUUCCUGUCUGCGAACCUGCCACAAACUCCUUUCCCCGAGAAAUGGGGCUGCUGGUGGCAAAAGGAGAAUCGCAAACCCUUUCUGACCGGUGCUUGCCCUAUUUGUGCAGGAGGUGUGGGUCUGUGUGCCUACACCAGGGUUGGGUGGGGAACACAGCUGUGCCAGAGAUCCUCCAAAGCAGUUUCAUCUUCACAUCUCCACAGACUACAGCUUUCUCCUCAGUUUGAGGUUGGGUUGCUUCAGUCCUGGGGAAAUGAAGCCUAUUCUGACUUGUGUUAAACAUCGUGGGGCAAGUCUCUUGACUUCCUCAAAGUUCAUUUCUCAAAACCAGCUUAGAUGCAGUGUAUUUGUUGGAGACACAGUGAUACUGUACCUCUUUUUCAUCAACCAGUCUGCAGGGCUGCUCACAGCAAGUCUGUGGGGUGAGAAGGCAGGAGCUGCCAGUCCAGAACUAGAUUCCAGGUGCUGCUGUGCAAGGGUACAAAGAAGAAAGAUUUCUUCUCUCUUGUUUGAGCAGACAGCUGUGUAGCCUGAAAUACCAUUUGUUGUAUACUUCCAACUGUUUAGCCUUAUAAAAAGUUGUUUCAUUUGCCUUAGACAUGAUUAGUCCGGCUGAAGUUUCUAAAACCACAAUAUGAGCUAAGUGACGAAUAUUUGCAAUAGGAAUUCUCUUUUUUUGGUCAACAUCAAUGUAUUUAAUUUGCUAGGAAUGCAUGAAUUUGCUUGGGGCUAAUUUGGUGUAUUCAUAAUGUAUGGUGGAAAUGACUGGAUGAAAAGUCGGGAAGGAUUAAAUUCUUAGGAUUCCCAUAAUUUUUAACUGACAACAAAAUAAAAUAAAUGCAUGCUCUAUGUGUAUGCUGUCUGGACAAAAAGACAGAGAAAAAAUAUUGACAAACAGCAGAAAUAAAUCGAGAUUUAAAAAUGCUUCAUGUUACUAGGCUGCCUCUACACCCACUGUUCCUCCUGUUAAUCCUCUUGUGGGGUUGUCACUUGAGUAACAUUUCAGUGGCAUUAUUUUCAGAAAGCAGAGGAUCUGAUCGCUGUGGGAAGUGCUCUCUUGACCUGUUGAUCCAAAGGGCACCUGGCCCUGUACACCUAAUUUAGAGAGCCUCUAUUUUCUUUCCUUGAUGUGUAAUACAGUGUCAUUUCCACCUUGUGCAAACUCUUGUCAGAUAUUUGACAUGCUGGAGUGCAAUUCUUUGCCUAUUAUCUCUGGUGUAACAGAGACACCUCUUCAUACUGAAAGGCAGGGCUAGCAGGAAAACAUGAAGAUAGGGCUAACACCCUCUCAAAAGAGAAAUGUUCUACAUAUGGAAUAGACCUCAGAAAAGUUGCCAUGCUAGGGAAUAAUUUCAUCUUUUGAAUGAGAUGCAUUUAGGUAGAGUUAGCAAUUUUUAGUUAGGUAGAGUUAGCAAUUUUCUGGCUUUAUUAAUUAAUGAUGUAUAGUCCUCACUGUGGUGCCGGGAGCCUGUGCUUAAACUCAAGGGUUGAAUCUCUUUUUUGCUUAUCCUUAUUUUACCAGUGAUAUGAUAUUGGUUUUUUUUUUCUGAAUUGCAUCAACAUAAACAAGGGAAUGGUGUUACUGUCUGAAACAGGCAACUUCAGUUAUUAAAGACAUUAUUUUGCAGUUCUUGCAGACAUGUAGCAGGUGGUACACCAAAACUGGUACAAAAUGGCUUGUUUUUCUAACUUCUAUCAAUAUCAGCUUGAAUACAAACUUCAUGAAUAGACAGUGCCACACCACACAGAAUAUUUUGCUGCUUCACUUAAAAAACAUGAUACAAGAGAGGGAUUUUCUUAUUUUAUAAAUACACUUGUAACUGGAGCUUUAUUAAAAAUCUGCUAAGACAGAAUGUUUAAAACACAGGCAUGGUAUUAAACAAACUCCAAAGGCAAGUCUUGUCCAGGAUACAAAAAACUUCAAUGUUUUCAGGGAGUGCUGAUCUCAGACACAAUGUGGGUUAGGGCAGGUGUUUCCUUAGAUCACAGUGACCGUGUGCAUGAGCAUGUUCCCUUUGCAGACAGAGACCGGUCCUGUUUCUGUGCCUUAAAGAGGAGUUUAGGGCACAGCAGGGGACACAGGGACUACCUGCUGUACAGGCUUUAGGCUGACUCUUAACUCCCUGAACCUCGGGUUUCAGUGGGGUGGCAGCAGGGUUUCUCCUGUAAGAAACAGACAGUGGAAAUGCGCUAUGCAAACGGUGAGUUUCUUCAGUCACUGUUCCACCCAACAUCAAUAACUCUGCUCCUGUAGCUGUACUACCGUGACUGUAAGUAAACUAUAAUUUUGAGUAACUUUUGCCUUCAUCCAUGGGAAUUCCAUGUGAAUGUAACCUGGAAAAGGCAAGCCCAGGGCAAUGUGGAAUUAUAUAUCUGCAUGCCAGCUAGUUAAAGAUUACAAGUUUAGACACUGAAAUGUCUGUUUAUUUUCUUCUGCACUGGGAGUGGAGCUUUAUUGUCUAUUAGCUGGAGUUCAGUCUAAGCCAUUUUUAUUCAUUCGGAUUUAUUUUUAAGACCAGCUGGUAGCAGGGUCAUCACGAGAGCAGAUUAGUCACCAUGUAUAAUCCUUUACGUACUCAGGGAGGGCAUAUAUUUGUAUAUAUCUACCUACAUAUGAGGACUCACUCUGUAGAACAGAAAGUUAGAGCACAAGUGAGAAAAGGUACGGUGAGAAACACAUAAUACUGAGAAAGUAGGACUGAUUUUCCUUCACUAUUUUUUGGCUUGUGUUUCCUGGGAGAGGCCUUGACUUUGCAAAAAAGCAUUUGUAAUGAUUCUGGGAAAGCAUGUAAGUAUCAAAUCCCAAAAGCAUUCAGAUUUCAAAGAAUAAGAAAUCUUUUUAGUCUGUAACUGAUUUUUAAAAGCAUAUUUUUAAACAAAAAAACAGUUUUCAUUUUUCCUCUCAGAAGCUGAACAUUUCAGUGAAGAUCAGAAGUGCAUUUGAGUGUUUCACAUUGUGAUUUUGUAUGUGAUUUUUUUGUGGAAAAAAAAUUCUCUUCCAUGAUUUGGAACUGAUAGCAGCUUUUGAUAGAUAAGUUACUGUAUUUCUUGUCCCAUCUUCAUAAUAGUUCUGAUUAAAUAAGUUGUCCAAAAUAAUUGUAAAUCAUAAUGAUAAUAAUAAUAACAAUAAAGUAGCUUAGCCCA